Molecule: messenger RNA, 3927 nt
Organism: Lachancea thermotolerans CBS 6340
Lineage: Eukaryota; Fungi; Ascomycota; Saccharomycetes; Saccharomycetales; Saccharomycetaceae
Gene: STH1
Product: RSC chromatin remodeling complex ATPase subunit STH1
Exons: 1
Coding region: 1-3927 (1308 amino acids)
Biological process (GO): positive regulation of transcription by RNA polymerase II
Cellular component (GO): nucleus
Molecular function (GO): histone binding; ATP-dependent chromatin remodeler activity; ATP binding
Source: RefSeq, a predicted model, not a curated record
AUGAACACAGCUGAAAUAGAUGUCGUGAUGCCAUCGGCGGCUAGCCAAGGUGAAGCUGAAAAAGUUACAGUGAAUAUCCCUGCCCCUGAAACGCUCGCACAACUAGACCAGCUCUUGGGUCGCUAUCGGGCAGUAAUACAAGAACCCGAGAAAAAUAAGGUUGAGAUUGAUGCUCUCGAACGCGUCCUUUGUUCUAUUUCCGAGCAACAAGAUGAAUACACAGUCAAACUCCAGAAGCUAAGAACGGGAAUGCAAAACCAGCCUGCAUAUGACGAGCAGCUUUUCAAAAGCCAGCUCAUUGCUUUACAACUUCUGAGUAGAGACGUGGAUGUUCCUGAUGGCCUCUUGACUGAAGAGCAAACGGAAGAUGACAGAACUGUUGGCUCCAGUAAUCAUACUUCAACCCUAGAAAGCACUGAAAGUAACCUGAAGCCCGUGAAGUUGUCAUUGGAUUUUGAUUCCAACGCAAAGAGUUUUGGACUGUAUGACAAGUUUUCCAAUUUAGGCAUGCCCAAGGGAAAGGAAAGUCUUGGUGCUAUUUCUGUUGAAGGUACAAUUCUAUCCAGAAUAGCUGAGCGUAUCAAGGAAUUGGAAUCUCUUCCAGCAAACCUGGGCACUUACUCGUUGGAAGACAGCCUACUCUUCACAGCCAAAGAUGAUGUGCCCUCAAGCAUAGACGAUUUGAAGCUUAAAGCUAUUGUUGAGCUGAGAGCUUUGAAGCUGCUAACCAAACAAAAGUCUCUUAGACAAAAGCUGAUAAUGAACGUCACAAGCCAAGCUCAUCACACUAUCCCUUCCUUAAGAGACUCUCCUUUCACGAUGGCAGCCCAGAGAUCUGUGCAGGUUAGAAACAAGGUUAUUGUUCCUCAAACCGCUAGGCUGGCCGAAGAGCUUGAAAGACAACAGCUCCUAGAGAAGCGGAGAAAAGAACGUAACAUACACAUGCACAAAGUUAACGUGAUUAUCGAUUACGUUCAGGACCAGCAAGUCACACAUACUUCACCAAGAGAGCGAGGUGCCCAGUUUGGUAAGUUGUGCCUCUCUCUACACAACCAAACUGAAAAGGACGAACAGAAGCGCGUCGAAAGGACUGCUAAGCAGCGUCUGGCUGCUCUUAAAUCCAAUGACGAGGAAGCAUAUCUGAAGCUACUCGACCAAACGAAGGACACAAGAAUUACGCACUUGCUGAGACAAACGAACUCUUUCUUAGAUUCCUUGGCUCAAGCUGUUAGAGUGCAACAAAACGAAGCUAAAAUCAGAGAGGGUGGUGAAAUAAGGCCCAUGACCGAUGAAGAGAGAGAAAAGAUAGACUACUACGAAGUGGCGCACUCAGUUAAAGAGAAAGUCGAAAAGCAGCCUUCCAUUUUAGUUGGAGGGACGUUAAAAGAAUACCAGGUUCGAGGCUUGGAAUGGAUGGUCUCUCUUUACAACAAUCACUUGAACGGUAUCCUGGCCGACGAAAUGGGGUUGGGUAAGACAAUUCAAUCGAUAUCCCUGAUAACUUACUUGAAAGAGGCAAAGAGUGAGCCAGGUCCCUUUUUGGUGAUUGUGCCGCUUUCCACCAUAACGAAUUGGACUCUAGAGUUUGAAAAAUGGGCCCCUUCACUCGCAACUGUUGUUUACAAAGGGACUCCAAACCAAAGAAAAUCAAUGCAGCACCAGAUAAGAACAGGGAACUUUGAAGUUCUUUUGACCACGUACGAGUACAUCAUCAAAGACCGAUCUUUGUUGGCUAAACACGAUUGGUCGCACAUGAUCAUUGACGAGGGCCAUAGAAUGAAAAACGCUCAGUCUAAACUCUCUUUCACCCUCACAAGAUAUUAUAGGACAAGAAACCGUUUAAUUUUGACUGGUACGCCGCUACAAAACAACCUUCCUGAGCUGUGGGCUCUUUUGAACUUCGUUUUGCCCAAGAUUUUCAAUUCAGCCAAGACAUUUGAUGAAUGGUUUAACACACCCUUCGCAAAUACUGGUGGUCAAGAAAAGCUGGAGCUUACAGAAGAAGAAACUUUGCUGGUAAUCAGAAGACUUCACAAGGUCUUAAGGCCUUUCUUGUUGCGCCGUUUGAAGAAAGAGGUCGAAAAAGAUUUGCCGGAUAAGGUUGAAAAGGUUGUGAAAUGUAAACUUUCAGGCCUGCAACACCAACUCUACCAGCAGAUGCUGAAGCAUAACGCUCUUUUUUUUGGCGCUGGAACUGAAGGUGCCACAAAAGGCGGCAUAAAGGGCUUGAACAAUAAAAUAAUGCAAUUGAGAAAGAUCUGCAACCAUCCGUUUGUGUUUGAUGAAGUUGAGGGUAUAAUCAAUCCUACGCGGGGUAAUAGUCCGCUGUUGUAUCGUGUUGCUGGUAAAUUUGAACUUCUGGACCGGAUUCUGCCCAAGUUCAAGGCAACCGGACACCGUGUUUUGAUGUUCUUCCAGAUGACUCAGGUUAUGGAUAUAAUGGAGGAUUUCCUCCGAAUGAGAGACUUGAAAUAUUUGAGGUUAGAUGGUGCGACAAAAACUGAGGAGCGUACUGGCAUGCUAAAGCUUUUCAACGCUCCUGACUCUGAAUACUUUUGCUUUUUACUGUCAACAAGGGCUGGUGGUUUAGGUUUAAACCUACAAACUGCCGACACGGUCAUUAUUUUCGAUACUGAUUGGAACCCACACCAAGAUUUACAAGCUCAAGAUAGAGCCCACAGAAUUGGGCAAAAGAAUGAAGUCAGGAUCUUAAGACUUAUAACAACUGAUUCGGUCGAAGAGGUUAUUCUAGAAAGGGCCUUACAGAAGUUAGACAUCGACGGCAAGGUUAUCCAAGCAGGUAAAUUUGAUAACAAGUCAACAGCAGAGGAGCAGGAGGCGUUUUUGCGGAGGCUCCUCGAAAAUGAAAAUGUCAAAGAUGAAAAUGACGAGGCUGAGCUUGAUGACGAAGAGUUGAACGAAAUACUCGCUAGAGGUGAUGAUGAACGCAAAUUGUUUGACAAGAUGGACGAAGAGCGGGCUGCUAUGGAGCUCAAGCAGGCAAAAUCGCAGGGGCUUUCUACCCCGCUGCCAAGGUUGAUACAGCUUGACGAGUUACCAGAAGUCUUAACGGAAGAUAUCACCAACCACUUGCAGACGGAGCCAGCGGCUGUCGGGCGGAUCAGGGAAAGGAAGAAGGUGUAUUAUGAUGAUGGGCUGACAGAGGAGCAAUGGCUGCAAGCAGUCGACAACGAUGAAGAUUCAUUAGAAGACGCAAUUAAUCGGAAGCGGCGCUCAAGAGAACGCAGACAGCACAGCAAAGAGCUCAAAGACUCGGAGCCAGGAGAGAUCGAUACACUAGACAACAGCUUAGAACCGACACCUGAAAUUGAAUUAGCUAAACCUAACGGUAAACGUUCAAGAGCUGCAAGAAAAGCGGCUGCUAGCGAAGUCAAGAAUGAAAACGAGCAAGACGAACAGCUGGAAGAAGAAGAAGAGGACGGGCACACGCCGAAAAAGCUAAAAUUGAAAGUAAAGCUUUCUUUGAAGAGUGAUCAACAAAAGUCUACGCCAGGUGAAUUGGAUGGACCGACGGUUGAACAACCCCAAACCUCAGCUCCCAAACCCAAAAGUAAGUCAAAGAAAGUCACCACAUGCGAGUUCACGCCCCAGGUCGAACAUCUCUUGGAGGAAAUGCGGGCCCAAAUUGACCCUACUGACGAGCAUGCACGCACUUCCGUUUUCGAGAUUUUACCUUCUAAGAAGCUCUAUCCGGAUUAUUACAAAUUAAUUUCAAAUCCUGUAGCUCUCGACACAAUCACUAAAAAAUGCAAGAAGGGCUUGUAUGGGUCCUUAGAGGAUGUUAGACAAGAUCUGGAAACGAUGUUCGGGAAUGCUCAGUUCUACAAUGAGGAAGGAUCCUGGAUUUUUAAUGACGCCGAAGAGCUCCGUAAAUUCGUGAGUGCUUGGUUCGAAUCCAAUAAAUAG